Peromyscus eremicus (cactus mouse) is the source of this 6222-nucleotide messenger RNA. RefSeq names its product SH3 and multiple ankyrin repeat domains 2 (gene Shank2). The transcript is spliced from 2 exons. Gene Ontology annotation, molecular function: synaptic receptor adaptor activity; ionotropic glutamate receptor binding. The record is from RefSeq and is a predicted model, not a curated record. NCBI's taxonomy places the organism in Eukaryota, Metazoa, Chordata, Mammalia, Rodentia, Cricetidae. Bases 46 to 2982 code for a protein of 978 amino acids. Gene Ontology annotation, cellular component: postsynaptic density; postsynaptic membrane; dendritic spine.
CUUGCAGGGAUAACAGAGGAAGAGCGGCAGUUUCUGGCUCCCCCGAUGCUGAAGUUCACCCGAAGCUUGUCCAUGCCGGACACUUCCGAGGACAUACCCCCUCCGCCGCAGUCUGUGCCCCCAUCUCCCCCUCCACCUUCCCCCACCACGUACAACUGCCCUAAGUCCCCGACUCCAAGAGUCUAUGGGACAAUUAAGCCUGCGUUCAAUCAGAACCCCGUCGCCAAGGUGCCCCCAGCCACCAGGUCUGACACUGUGGCCACCAUGAUGCGGGAAAAGGGGAUGUUCUACAGGAGGGAGCUGGACCGGUUCUCCCUGGACUCUGAAGAUGUCUACAGCCGCAGCCCCGCCCCACAGGCCGCCUUCCGCACCAAGCGGGGGCAGAUGCCUGAGAACCCAUACUCAGAGGUGGGAAAGAUAGCCAGCAAGGCCGUCUAUGUCCCUGCCAAGCCAGCCAGGCGGAAGGGCAUGCUGGUGAAGCAGUCCAACGUGGAGGACAGCCCUGAGAAGACAUGCUCCAUCCCCAUCCCAACCAUCAUCGUCAAGGAACCCUCCACCAGCAGCAGCGGCAAGAGCAGCCAGGGCAGCAGCAUGGAGAUCGACCCCCAGGCCACCGAGCCGGGCCAGCUUCGGCCCGACGACAGCCUCACAGUCAGCAGCCCCUUUGCUGCAGCCAUCGCUGGGGCUGUGCGUGACCGGGAGAAGCGUCUGGAAGCCAGGAGGAAUUCCCCGGCCUUCCUCUCCACAGACCUGGGAGAUGAGGAUGUGGGUCUGGGGCCACCGGCUCCCCGGAUACGGCCCUCCAAGUUCCCUGAGGAGGGCGGGUUUGGUGACGAGGACGGAACGGAACAACCGCUAUCGCCUACCCCUGGGACAGCACCCAGGGAGCUGGAGAACCACUUCCUAGGUGGUGGCGAGGCUGGUACUCAGGGAGAGACCGGGGGACCCCUGAGUUCCACAUCCAAAGCCAAGGGGCCUGAGAGUGGCCCAGCAGCUCCUCUCAAGAGUGGCAGCCCAGCCAGCCCUGAGAAUUACGUGCACCCCCUCACGGGGCGGCUGCUCGACCCCAGCUCCCCGCUGGCCCUGGCGCUGUCCGCCAGGGAUCGAGCCAUGCAGGAGUCCCAGCAGGGGCACAAGGGGGAGGCCCCCAAGGCUGACCUCAACAAGCCUCUCUACAUCGAUACCAAAAUGCGGCCCAGCGUGGAGUCCAGCUUUCCUCCCGUCACCAGGCAGAACACCCGGGGUCCCCUGCGACGGCAAGAGACGGAGAACAAGUACGAGACGGACCUGAGCAAGGACCGCAGGGGUGAUGACAAGAAGAACAUGCUGAUCAACAUCGUGGACACAGCCCAGCAGAAGUCAGCCGGCCUGCUGAUGGUGCACACGGUGGACGUCCCCACGGCAGGGCCACCCCUGGAGGAAGAGGAGGACAGAGAGGAUGUGGAUAUAAAGCCAGACCACUCACCCUCCACAGUGCCAGAAGGCGUUCCCAAAACCGAAGGUGCUUUACAGAUCUCCGCUGCCCCGGAGCCCGCCGCUGCGCCCGGCAGGACCAUUGUGGCAGCGGGCUCCGUGGAAGAGGCGGUGAUUCUGCCAUUCCGCAUCCCCCCUCCCCCUCUGGCGUCCGUGGACUUGGAUGAGGACUUUCUUUUCACAGAACCAUUGCCUCCCCCCCUGGAAUUCGCAAAUAGUUUUGAUAUCCCCGACGACCGUGCAGCUUCGGUCCCCGCUCUUGCUGACUUGGUCAAACAGAAGAAAAAUGACGCCCCUCAGCCCCCUUCGUUGAACUCCAGCCAGCCAGCCAACUCUGCAGACAGUAAGAAGCCGACUGGCAUUUCAAACUGUCUGCCCUCCUCAUUCCUGCCGCCCCCCGAAAGCUUUGACGCCGUCACCGACUCCGGGAUCGAGGAGGUGGACAGCCGGAGUAGCAGCGACCACCAUCUCGAGACAACCAGCACCAUCUCCACAGUGUCCAGCAUCUCCACACUGUCCUCAGAGGGCGGGGAGAGCAUGGAUACCUGUACAGUCUAUGCAGACGGGCAAGCCUUUGUGGUUGACAAGCCCCCAGUACCUCCAAAGCCAAAAAUGAAGCCCAUUGUUCACAAAAGCAACGCACUUUACCAAGACACGCUCCCGGAAGAGGACACAGAUGGCUUUGUGAUCCCCCCACCUGCACCCCCACCCCCACCGGGCAGUGCCCAGGCCAGCGUGGCAAAGGUCAUCCAGCCAAGGACCUCCAAGUUGUGGGGUGAUGUCCCAGAGGUCAAAAGCCCAAUUCUCUCAGGCCCAAAGGCAAAUGUCAUUAGCGAGCUAAACUCCAUUCUGCAGCAGAUGAACAGGGGGAAAUUGGUCAAGCCCGGGGAAGGGCUGGAACUGCCGGUGGGAGCCAAGUCAGCCAGCCUCGCUCCAAGAAGCCCGGAGGUCAUGAGCACAGUCUCAGGAACACGGAGCACGACGGUCACCUUCACUGUCCGCCCGGGCACCUCCCAGCCCAUCACCCUGCAGAGCCGGCCCCCCGACUAUGAGAGCAGGACCUCAGGACCAAGGCGCGCCCCGAGCCCUGUGGUCUCGCCAACAGAGUUGAACAAAGAGAUUCUGCCCACCCCUCCGUCUGCUGCAGCAGCCUCUCCUUCCCCCACACUCUCAGAUGUCUUUAGCCUUCCAAGCCAGUCCCCUGCAGGGGACCUCUUUGGCUUGAACCCAGCAGGACGCAGCAGGUCACCAUCUCCUUCAAUACUGCAACAGCCAAUCUCAAAUAAGCCUUUUACAACUAAGCCUGUCCACCUGUGGACGAAACCAGACGUGGCAGACUGGCUGGAAAGUCUGAACUUGGGUGAACACAAGGAGACCUUCAUGGACAAUGAGAUUGACGGCAGCCACUUGCCGAACCUCCAGAAGGAAGACUUGAUAGAUCUGGGGGUGACUCGGGUUGGGCAUAGGAUGAACAUAGAAAGGGCUUUGAAACAGCUGCUGGACAGAUAAGAGUGGCUGACCUGGGCCUUCACAGACUCCUUCGUUAUAAGUAGAGAUGGGCUUAUGUUGAAAUGUGUGGUGGCCAAGCAGAGGCCGAGAGAGCACCACUCUCGGUCCAUGGGUUUGUCUCUGGGUACCCAAAGAAGUGCUGUGGGUGUCCUUGGUGUGGCCAAACCAGGGCCUCAAAACCCAGCUCUCCAUGCAGAUUUCUUGGGCGGCUUCUGUCCAAAGGGACGGUAAGGGGGUUUUCUGUCAUGGUCCCAGAGGCUCCCGUUGAUGGCAUGUGGGACCCUCUCCUCCUGUGGCAGGUACCAGUGUACUCCAGAUACCUCCUGAGGCCUCUCUCCUCUGCCUUCUGGCAGCUCUCACCCUCCAGCCCCAGAACACAGCCUUUCUUCAGGCUUGUGGCCUCUGGGUGGGCUCACUGGCUCUUGUCCUCCCCUGUGCUCAGCUCUCAGUGAGCAGCUCCAGGUGGAGCCCUGCCUGAGCCAGACGGUAGAGAAAUGCCAUCCCAUCCGCCUCUUUGUCCGACUCCUGUGACGUGCAUCUGAGUUUCUUUGGCCCCAAGGUCCUUGGCAGUGGUGGCCGUGUGGACAGGAUCGUGCCCAGCUUGCCUAACUUGCUUUCUUUAUUUCUGCAAACCGAUUAGCAAUUCCAGGGUGGCCAAACCGAAGUCACACGGAGUUAGUCAAAGCACAAAGUCACGAUCCUGAGGAGGAGGGAGGGAGGCCUGGCCACAGAGCCAACCAGUGUGUGGCUGUCCAAGCCCACGACCUCCUCUAGGACAAGAGCGGGUGUCUGCCUGGAGCAGCAUCUACCCAGGAGGGAGAGGCAGGGGCUCUUGAAUUUCCUUUAAUUGGAUGUCUGCUGAGCUCCACGGAGGUCAGAACAGAUGAGCAACUGCUAUGACAAGGACAAGGAGACCUGAGGCUCGUGGUAAGCACGGCUGCCCGGGGAAGCUGAUGUCCUCCCUGGGAGAGGAUGGGGUGCUCCCUGCCUUCCAUCCACGCCAGUGGGCGAGCAUCCUGCUGAGGCAACCCUUUGGCUCUCAGAGGCCAAGAAAGGUGGAACUCAGGGGCCUUUCUCCCUUCUCUCAGUUAGCGGGGAUCCCACCAGCUUGUCUUAACUGUAAGUCUGGGUCUCAGAGAAGCCCGUGGUCAGGACCUGGUGGACAGAAAGUGGGGCACAGGCUGUGGCAGAGUGUAGGUGUGUGUGGAAAGGAAGGCAGGGAGCGUCCUGGACCAAGCCUCAUCUCAGGCCCAGCUGCCUGAGCCUGCCCUUCCUGCCCCCAGAUCUCUCCAUCCCAAAACAAUACCUCUAAUGUACCAGGGAGGUCACCGACUGCACACAGCCACCAUGCAGCCAGCUAGGCUCCCGAAUGCCCCUCCCCCACACUCAGAGGAGAUGUGAAUGUCAGGUUACAGUUUUAUUAUUUCAGAACUAGCCCAGCCCAUCUCUAAUUAUAAAACAUAAUUUCUUUUCUUUCUUUUUUUUUUUUUUCCUUCACUUAUGCUCACAACCACAUGUCUGACGAGGCCUGGAACAGCUCUAGAAUGAACACAUAAAAAUUUAGCAAUUUUUAAAAAAAAAAUCUCUUUCUUUACUGCAAGUUUAAAUAUGUGUACAGAUAGUUCAUAAGCACAAUAUUUUAAGAAAAAAAAAGUGGCUGGUCUACUGGGCAGCCUCUGUGCCACCUAGUGCUGGAAAGCUAAAUGGUUUAACGACACCAUUUCGUUGGGACAAUUACACAAGCAACCUUUUAAACAUCAUCUUUCCCUGGACACAUUGGAACCUGCAGCAUUGGGUCGUUUUUUCCAGACUUGCCACAGCUUCAUCACUGAAGGCCAAUUAUUUCUUCAAAAAGGAUUAGAAUCCACAACUUGUCAGUUUCUCCAAAAACAAUGCCCACACAUGCUCAUGCAUGUACACACACACACACACACACACACACACACACACACACACCCUCAAGCAUGCCCACACGACACCCCUUGAUAUGGAGACCAAGGCUUCAAAUCUUAAUCUGUUCCCAAAACCCUUUGCAGGUCAACCCCAACUUGUAAACCAUCCAAUCAGCUGGUACCAGGUGACUGCUGAGCACCUUGCUCUGGGUUCUGUCAUUUUCUCACAGCAAGCUGAGUGAAUUAGCAAUGUUCCAGAAACACUACGAAUCCAGACACAGCGGGUAGCCCGCAAAGAAUUCAGAGAGUGUGAAAAUGUGGCCCCGCGAUUAAUUUGUCUUCCAUUGGGUGGUUCUUCGAAGUCCCCUCAGUGUGCCAUGUCACUGGGCUCCUUUCCUUUGCCUCCGGUUGGCAUUACCUCUGUGCUCAGUGCCAGGCAGAUGCCAGGCAGGAGACCUGAUGGCUUGGGGCCCGCUGAACUUAGGCAGCGGGUGACAGGCCGCGACUGCCUUCCUUAGACUUCAAGCCAAAUGCCACCAAACAGAAGCAAGCUGACUGCCAGCCUUGGGAGCUGAUAGGCCAGCUUUGCUUUGCAGUGUCUGGCCACAGAACCCACCCCCAACCACCCCAACACACACAUUUGCCUAGAUGAUUGGGUCUCUAGCUCUGACAGUUAACGUUGCUAAGAAAGCAAUAGUCCCUCAUUGAAAUCGCCGCCCAUUGUUCUCCCCACUUGGAACAUGUCAGAACCAGGCCCUACUCCAGGACCCUCUUCAGUGGUGAAUCAGAUGUUAAACUGCUCAUAAGGACCAUGUUACCACUAUUCCAGGUUUUAAGAUCAACUUUUGUUAUAUACUGUAAUUUAAAUAACUGCAUAAAUUUACAUGCCUAGUUUCUGUAAUAUUGUGUAUACAAAACCAAAAUCUCUCAAGCUGUAAAUUGUGUAUACCCGCCAGGAUCCCUACUCUGGGGUGUCCAUGCGCAUUUUAGAUUUAAUUCAUACAAUUAAAAAGAACUCAAUGUGACUGCUGACGUGCUGAAACUUUACAUAAGAAAUAUUUGUGAUACUUUAGUUAAUAAAAUGGUGAGUUUUUUUCCUGAGUUAUUGAACAAGCGAACAUUACCCAGCUGACCGGGCAAUGACUUUGUGUGUGUGUGUGUGUGGGUGGGGGGGCCACAAAUAACGAUUUUUUUCUCCCAUUAGCAAUUUUGGGUUUUAAAUCCAUGUUUCACACUAUAGUUUGUGUGUAACAGCACAUGUCAUAUUAUCUUUGUUGCUGUUAAUUUUGUGCUCUUUUUCUUUUUAGACUUUAUUUAUUUAGAGAGAGCAAGAGCAAGAGGGAGAGAG